CUCUCUCUCUCUGUGUGUGUGUAGCUGACUGUCCGCAGGGCUGUAAACAUGGAGACUGCGUUGGACCGGACAGAUGCAAAUGUCGCCCUGGAUACACCGGCAAAGCCUGUAACCAAGACCUGAACGAGUGCGGCGUGAAGCCUCGGCCCUGCAAGCACCGCUGCAUGAACACGCCGGGCAGCUACAAGUGUUACUGUCUGGACGGAUACGCUCUGCAGCCCGACGGCAGCUGCAGGAAUGUCAGAACCUGUUACCAUGCCAACUGCCAGUACGGCUGUGAGGUGAUGAAAGGCGAGGUGCGGUGUACCUGUCCGUCUCCGGGGUUACGGCUGGGCCCAGACAGACGCUCCUGUGUGGACAUCGACGAAUGUUCUCAGGGAGGUGGAGUGUGUCCCCGUCGCAGGAAGUGCUACAACACGUUCGGGAGCUUCUUCUGUAAAUGUCACCUGGGCUUCAAGCUGAUGUACAUCAACGGGCGCUACGCCUGCGUCGGUGAGGCUGCAUGGCUGGGUUACA
Molecule: messenger RNA, 516 nt
Organism: Cyprinodon variegatus (sheepshead minnow)
Lineage: Eukaryota; Metazoa; Chordata; Actinopteri; Cyprinodontiformes; Cyprinodontidae
Product: epidermal growth factor-like protein 6
Exons: 4
Molecular function (GO): calcium ion binding
Source: RefSeq, a predicted model, not a curated record